Dovyalis caffra is the source of this 288-nucleotide messenger RNA. The record is from the annotation of a GenBank genome assembly. Lineage: Eukaryota; Viridiplantae; Streptophyta; Magnoliopsida; Malpighiales; Salicaceae.
AUGAUUACAGUGAGCUCAGAAUCCUCUACUUCUGCUUUCAAGUGGGUCAACGAGAUUGAUUCGGAUUCCAAGAGCUAUGCGGUUGUUUUUGACGCGGGGAGUUCGAGCGAUAGAGUGCACGUGUUUUGCUUCGAUCAAGACUUGUCUCUCCUUCCCGUUUUCAACGGCACCGAUGUUGAGCUUUUUGCUAAGGUAAAACCAGGUUUGAGUGCAUAUGCAAAAAAUCCACAAGCUGCAUUGGAGUCACUUGUCCCCUUGCUUGAGGAAGUCGAAAGUGCUCGUUCCUAA